Drosophila subpulchrella is the source of this 394-nucleotide messenger RNA. RefSeq lists its product as uncharacterized. Lineage: Eukaryota; Metazoa; Arthropoda; Insecta; Diptera; Drosophilidae. The record is from RefSeq and is a predicted model, not a curated record. The transcript has a single exon. Bases 88 to 348 code for a protein of 86 amino acids.
UUCACUUAGUCGAGCAGUUUAGGCCAGUUACUAUUAACAAUAGUCACUAGCUAGCACCAAAGUCAGUAGAACAGUUAAGCAAGGAGGAUGUACAACCCAGGCUACCAGGUGGACGUUAUCGAUCCGUACUACCAGCCGCCCGUGGAGGUGGUGAAUGUGAUUGGACCCCCUCCGCCCGUGGAGGUGAUAAUGCCUUCGCCCAUGUACAAUCAACCGGUGGUCGUGGUGGAGCAGCCCAGCUACAAUCAGCCAGGACCCCCUCAGUCAGGACCCAGUGACGCCGAAUGCUGCAUGCUCCUGGGAGCCUGUUGUGUGAUGGAGGAGUGCGGCCUGUGUGUCAUCUCGUAGGAUUGUGCAGUUGUCAAAUACUUGAUAUAAAUAAGAACUAUGUAAA